AUGUCCCUCUAUCUGGCCCUCAUAGGGACGCGGGACAAUCCACUGUAUGAGAUGGAAAUAAAGAUGGAUCCAAUUCGUGAUUUUUGCCCAUUCAUCGUCCAUUCGGCGCUGGAUAUCAUAGAAGAUCUUCAAUGGAAAACCAACCAGUUGUACUUUAAGAACAUUGAUAACUACGAUAAUUACAGUAUAAGCGGAUAUGUUACACCUGGAAACAUCAAAUUUAUGAUUCUGUACCAGAAUUUGCGGUCAGACGAGGCAAUCAGGCAGUUCUUUGGUGAAUUGAAUGAUCUGUAUGUCAAGACACUAUUAUCCCCAUUCUACACAAUUAAUGAAGCAAUUAGAUCCAAAGCAUUUGAUCAGAAGGUCCGAAUGCUUUCCAGAAAGUAUUUCAAUUUAUAA
Komagataella phaffii GS115 is the source of this 399-nucleotide messenger RNA. RefSeq names its product One of 10 subunits of the transport protein particle (TRAPP) complex of the cis-Golgi which mediates. Bases 1 to 399 code for a protein of 132 amino acids. Gene Ontology annotation, cellular component: TRAPP complex; cytoplasm; nucleus. Lineage: Eukaryota; Fungi; Ascomycota; Pichiomycetes; Pichiales; Pichiaceae. The record is from RefSeq and is a predicted model, not a curated record. The transcript has a single exon. Gene Ontology annotation, biological process: endoplasmic reticulum to Golgi vesicle-mediated transport.